AUGACUUCCAAACGUAAACUUAAAUCUUUAAGUAUCGGUGAAAAGAUUAGGAUGAUUGAAAUAGUGAAGACUGGUUCAAAAACGAAAAAAGACAUUGCUGAAGAAUUUGGAAUUCCCACCAGUACACUUUCCACGAUUUUGAAAAAUGAAGUUGACCUUAUGCAAAAGAUCUCUGCCGAUAACUUGGAUCGAAAGAGAAAUAAGGCUACUGAAUUUCCUGAUCUUGAAGAAUGUUUGAUUAAAUGGUUCAAACAGUGUAGAGACCAGAAUGUUAGUGUGGGGGGACCAAUUUUAAAAGAAAAAGCCGAGGCAUUUGCGAAAUCGCUGGGUCACGAAAAUUUUAGGGCCAGCAAUGGAUGGCUGCAAAAAUUAAAAAAGAGACACAAUAUUGCUUUUCGAAAAUUGUGCGGUGAGAGUGCCAGUGUGAACGAUGACGUUUGCAGUGAGUGGAAAACCAAAUUAAAACUUUUGUUAAAAGAUUAUGAACCACAGGAUGUGUUCAAUGCGGAUGAUACUGCACUCUUCUACAAAUGCCUUCCUGACAAGACAUUAACGUUCAAAAAUGAAAAAUGUCGCGGAGGUAAACAUAGCAAGGAACGAGUCACUCUGUUAUUAGCAGCGAAUAUGACAGGAACCGACAAACUCAAGCCUCCAUUCAUUGGAAAAUCCAAAAAGCCACGGUGUUUUGCGGGUUGCAAUUCCUUUCCUAUGGACUACACUGCCAAUAAAAAGGCUUGGAUGAACGCAGAAUUAUUCAAAGAGUGGCUAAUCAAGAUUGACAAUCAAAUGAAAAAAGCCAAGCGUAAGAUUUUUUUAUUCAUGAACAAUUGUACGGCGCAUAAUAUCAUUCCUGCGUCGCUCCAGUGCGUGAAAGUACAAUUUCUGCCACCCAACACUACAUCAAAACUGCAACCUUUGGAUCAAGGGAUUAUUAAAAAUUUCAAAACCCUGUACAGAAAAGAAGUUGUAAGACAGAUUGUAUCGGACAUAGAAGAUGGGAAAAAAACCUCCAUCGAUAUCCUACAGGCAAUGCGAAUGGCAGAUGAAUCGUGGAGAAACGUGACUAAGAAGACAAUCGAAAAUUGUUUCAAGACAUGUGGAUUUUGCUCACAAGCUGAAGAUGAUCUUGAAGUAGAACCGGAGCCUGUUUUAAACGACGACAUCGAAGCAAAUUGCAAAGAUACAAAUGAAAAUGAUGUGGACGAAGACGAGAAUGACGAGGAACCUAUUGUUGCUGAACCACCAGUGUCACUUAAGCAGGCCAAGACUGCUUUUAUCACGGUUCGAAAUUUUAUAGAAAAAUCUAUUAACAUUGAUGAUAACGUAUUCGCAGCUCUGUUCGCGGUUGAAAAUGCAAUUGACUGUCAGCAUAAGUUAAAGCAGAGUAAAGUAACAGAUUUUUUCCAAAACCCUGUACCUGAUUCAUUUAUUAACAGAGAAAACCGUUACGGCAAGGCAGAAGGCACAAAAAUAAAAGAUUUACACGAUUCGUAG
Molecule: messenger RNA, 1494 nt
Organism: Diprion similis
Lineage: Eukaryota; Metazoa; Arthropoda; Insecta; Hymenoptera; Diprionidae
Product: tigger transposable element-derived protein 6-like
Exons: 4
Coding region: 1-1494 (497 amino acids)
Cellular component (GO): nucleus
Molecular function (GO): DNA binding
Source: RefSeq, a predicted model, not a curated record